AUGGCAGAGCCUCACAGUAUCCAGACUAGCCUUCAUGGUCUGUUCCAGGAUCUCUCUGCUAUACCAGAUGGUGACCUUAGCAAUGUCGACCGCUUGUGUCACGAAUUGGAGACCCAUAUUCAAGACUUCCGCAAGCUUUUAGACAAACCGGGAAAGAACAAUGCCAGUCGUCAAGCUGUCCUUUCAGGGAAGAUCACCGUUGCGGAGGUUGAGUACUCGGUCAACUCAGAUUUCCAACAGGGCGUUCUUCAGCUUGCGGAUGCUCUUGAUAUUGAUGAAUUGGAAGCAGCUGGAAUGUUUCUAGCUGGCCAGGAGGAUUCAAAGUUGAUGGACAGGCCUCCUCUGAUCGCAGCCAUAAUAGCUUUCCACCAGCGCCGCCUGUUUACACUCGAAUGUUUACGCCUCGUCUUCAAACAAUCAUUCGACACCGAACACGAAAGAACUCAGUCUAUUAUGCAAGAAACAUUGGCUCAUGUCUUGGACAUCAAGAACAAACCUAUACAGAAUGCUUCUCUCUUUGCGCGAAAGGCCUUGAAAUCCAUGACCGAAGUUGAGAAAUGGAUAUCCCUUCUUGGCGACCAAAUUCAAAAAGCCACAAUCGUCGGCCAGGAGAAUGACCGCGAUGUCAUGGAAGCCAUUGAAUUCCAACGUGACAUGCUGCAACAACAGCACGCGUCACUCGGGGCUAUCCUGUUCUACAUGUUCAAGGGAACAAACACAAGCGCCGAAGACUUCCGCGCACUUGUUGCACAAUUGAAAACUCUCGAUCGAUUCGAUGCACAAUUGUUCGACUAUAUCCCCGUCACAAUUGCCUCUUUUGUACAGCACGGAUCUCCCGAGGGAUCGGGCUCCGAGAAAGGAGCACGGGAUCUGCACAAACUAAUGACUACAUCCCAGGAUGGUCAAGCCUGGAAGCUGCCCAAUUUCCACGCUUGUCUUGUUGCUUUGUGGCUCUCGGUCUACAGUGGAUGGUACUUCGAUGGGCUGUCCUCUCCAUCCAUUAAUGCCGAGAAAGAAUCCGAAGAACGCACGAAGAGUUUCAUGUCUGCCCUUGACGACGGGGCUCUUGACUUCAUGCUUGCAAUCUGCUCCACGGUCAACACCCAAGAAUGGGCGGAUCCAGCCCGAAGUGAGUUGGUGUCCUUGCUCUUAAGAGAGAGCGUCGUUUCAUUGCCUGAGUCCGAGACUUGCCCCGAUUUUAUCAAAGAGCUCUUAAUGGAGAAUUUUGAAGUUUUUGUCGAAUCCUGCGUCGCCAACAUGCCCGAUGCGGUCCGGCAGUUGAAGUCCGAGGAGGACUCCCAACGCCUCGAACAAAUAACUGCGCUUCGAGAUGGCCUAACGUCCGAACUUCACCGCGGUGUAGUAGAGGCGCGCACCCAUCUCGAGUCUCUUCUUAUGAUCAUCUCGUUUGCUUUUGAAGGCCGCGAGGAUGCUGCGCAGGAAUUUUGGGGUGAUCCGGAUGGCAACCUUCAUGGCUUCCUUCACUGGGCAUCCAAACGGCAGACAGUUCCUCGAGUCAGCGCUUUCUGCGAAAUGUUAUGCUCAAUUUCCGAGGGCGAGGUAAAUGCAACAGCGGCUCAUAGAUUCUUGACGGAGGAAGAUAAAUUUAUGUCCAAUAAGUUCAAAAGAUCCACGACGAUGAGUUGGUCGCAAAUGUUUUCCGAGUUGAAACUCUAUGCAUCUCGAGUCAACGAGAAGCCUUCCAGUGGAACGGUCACACAAAUGCCGGGCAUGCAUCAUACACGGAAACGCGAGCCCGCCGAAAUGAACGAACCCGAAAGCCCUGUGAUGCUGACAUGUUACCUUCGGUUAAUGGGCCAUUUGUGCAAGCAGAGCGCAGAAAUUCGUUUGUGGAUGCUACAAAACGAGUUUGAUGUCGUCGCCACACUGUUGGAUUUGUGCAGUGGGCCCAUUCCAUCGCAUCUUCGCGCAACUACUUUUUCAGCGCUCUCAGCACUGAUGACCAAUAAAUCUUCCGCCGUUGGAAAAGAAAUGUGGACACGCCUCGAUGGGUGGUUAUCGGGAGGAUCCAUGACCGCGGGAAUUGGCAAGGUGCCUUUGGUUUCCAAUCCUGCUAUGUUACAUCAGCAGCAAGCCUUGCAAAAAAUUGGAGAAAGUUUCGACCAAACUAAUGCAUUUGUCGUUCUCAUCAACACACUUGUCUCUACUCCAUCCGACUUGAUAGAAGAUCCCAUGGCAUUGUCUUUCCCGGAGACUCUGGGGGGAUCUUAUCGCAUAUCCGGGAUCGAACCCUACAUUGACUUCGUUUUGGGGCAUGCAUUUUCACGGAAGAUCCAGGACCUCAACGAUUACCAGUCUCGCUUGUUGAGCUUCAACUGUCUGGACUUUGUGGUGCAAAGCUUGGGGACAUUCAAUGAAGACCUAGUAUUAGUCUUGAGCGAGGCGUCAAUGUCUGAUUCUCCGGCACAAAUUUCCUCACUACUGGCUUAUGUUCGUUCUCAUCCGUUUGCCCGUGUACUGGAAUGGCUCUUCAACGAAGAUGUUCUCAAGGCUCUGUUCGCAGCCUCCCGGCAGGACAUCGCUGAAGUUAACGCUGCGCAGUCUGACUCUGUGCUGGUUUUGACCUUGCUCCGGAGCCUGGAAGUGAUGAAUCUGCUCGUGGAUCGUCAAUCCACCUACCUCAACAUUGUCAAGUCGCUAGUACAUUCGCAGCCCGGGCCGUCCAAAAAUAAUGUGGCAAACUCCUCACUUGCUUCCUUUGAGGAUAGCGUGCUCAACAAUUUGUUACUUAUCCCGUCAUUAUGUGUUUAUUGCGGCACAGGACAUCUACAGCUCACCCUCGUAUCCAUGAGCCUCCUGGAAAAGCUCACCAGCUCCAGAAAGCUCAACAAAAUGAGCUCCCCCGAACUUGCGAACUGGCAAUCCUCGAACAAGAUCGUGGAAGUACUCACAUCUGAAGUCGACGUGGAUAGCAUUUCACGCUCGCUUGUUUAUCAAAUGACACCGGAUGCGAGAGAAUUCGCGUUCGGUCCUCUUUCAGCUGGUUAUGUCAUGCGAGAAAGACUUCUUGCUCUAUUGAACAGCUGUCUGGGGACGAUCACGGAUCGCCCAACGGUAGCUCAUCUCCUGCUUGGAUUCCAAUGUGUGGGUAAUAUCCUUGAUGUGCCAUCAGAUGGACUAUUCGCAAAUCAAACGUCUUUGCUGCAUGCCAUUAUGACCUUCCUGAAUUGGUAUCCCGAAAGCUUCGAUGACAGCAUUGUAUCUUGGGUGGUGCAGUCGAAACGUGUUGCUCUCGAAGUCUUGAGCCGUCUCUGGUCCUCGAAACUGGCGAGCUUUUAUACGCUUCGUGAAAUGCGUGCACAGGAAUUCCUUUGCAAGAUGUUUGCCGAACAAGUUAUCAUCGGACCCCACACUACUUGGAACGAUUGCCCGAUUGGUUCAGAGGAAUUUUGGCUCACGGAUGCCACGGUUGCUCUAUCGGAAUUUUUGAUUUACCGGAGCCAUCUGUUCAAUUAUGCGGCGACUGAAGUUCGUUCAGCAGCACAAGCUAGAUCGCCAUCUCUGUGUGCCCACGUUCUGUCGGUCUUGCGUGGAAACGCUGUUAAGCCAAAUGGCGAACCAAGUCCUUCCGUUUUCGAUCUUUUCGAUUUUACAGAUCUUGAUGUUGGGCGUGAUUUCAGCCAGCCCCAUCUCUCUUUGCUUCGUGAUAUUUUUGUUAAUAUUGAAAACAAACGGCAAGAAGCUAUCCACACGCAUGGACUUGAUGAGAUGAUACAAAUACGGCGAGCGGAAUUAAUGAACAAUGGAGUUCUACGACCGCAGGAUGAGGAGCAAUUCCUGACCGAGGCCAACAGCCUGAAGGCUUACAUCCUCGCAACAGAAAGGCAAAAGGUGAUUCAAGAUAACCGCUGUCUCGCCCUCCGAUCUUGGGUAGAGCUUAUUACCACAAUGAUCACAUGCUCUGCUCUCGAGGAAGAAAGCAAACCAGUUUUCAUUCUCCACACCAUUCAAUUGAUUAUUCCUAAGCUCGCAACGGCGAUCGAAGCGGACCUUCCUGAUGCACUUGAACUGGCACGACUCGCUGAAUUGUUAAUAAGUGGUCUUGCCUCUGAUGUAUUGGCAGCAGACGUUUCUCAAAGCGGGGAUGUUAUCGAUGAAAAGCUACACCAGCUUUUCCAAAUUUGCCUCCGCGGCACGAACUUAGCAGCUGGCAAUGUGUUGUUGAGGGAAGCACUCUAUAGCAUUUGUUCCCAAUACAUCACACGAAUUACUUCGUCGAACAAGACCCACGCGAACCUACGGCGUCUCAGCCAACAAGUCAUCAAGGCGGCUGGGUCUGGUUUGAUUGAGAUUGUAUGCGAUGACGCAUAUACCGGCCAAGAAUCGUGCCGUGCAUCCGCCCUUGUGUUAUUGACUAGUCUAGCCGUUCUAGAUCGCCAAACUGAUUGUGUUUUGGCGGAGUCCAUCUCGCAGUCAAACUAUCUGAGUCUAUUCUUAGAUGCGCUACGGUCUCUCCCACUAGAGUUUCACAAAGCGCAAGGAAGCAACACCCCGGCACUGCUCGCAUAUUAUGAGUCCUUGCUGUCUUUCCUCCAGCGACUUUCUCAAACCAAGAGUGGAGCAAUCUGUGUUUUGAACUCCGGCUUGUUCCAAGCCGUUCACGAAUCACGGCUUUUCGCUGCCGAUCCAGAUAUUGGCAUAGACAUCGAAAAUCCUGACGCUCUACAAAAAUACUACGACCUUCUUUUGUCGACUAUUCGCCUUAUCGUAUAUGCCGUCUUCUCCCGGGGAAUCGACAACGAACAAAUCAAGGCACAGAUCCGGGGAUUCUUGGUUGAAAAUCGACCUUGUGUGGUCGGAAUCUUCAAGCGAUCUGCCAAUAUUGGAAGCACUUCAUCUGCGCAUCAAGACAGCCUCCGUGAACUGGUCAAGGCGUUUAUGGCCCUGAUUUCUGCCACGGACUUCUUGGAGUUCGAGGAGCAGGAACUGCAAGAUAAUAUCCGACCAUUCUCAUUCUCAUGA
This is a messenger RNA of Penicillium soppii, 4983 nucleotides long. Its product is annotated as nuclear pore complex Nup192/Nup205 family protein. The coding region runs from base 1 to 4983 and encodes 1660 amino acids. Gene Ontology annotation, biological process: nuclear pore organization. The transcript is spliced from 5 exons. The record is from RefSeq and is a predicted model, not a curated record. NCBI's taxonomy places the organism in Eukaryota, Fungi, Ascomycota, Eurotiomycetes, Eurotiales, Aspergillaceae. Gene Ontology annotation, molecular function: structural constituent of nuclear pore. Gene Ontology annotation, cellular component: nuclear pore; nuclear pore inner ring.